AUGCCCAUGGGAGCUGGAGUAUCAACGCAGUACAAGUGGAGAGUUUUCCCUUCUCAGCCCCUUCUGCAAAGGAACAUACAGUCAAGGCACAGGGAAAGCGGAGACACACAAGACACUAAGCUCUUCCACUGCUUGGGGGCCCCCGAGCCGCUGCGCUGGCUGCUCCGCUCGCCCUUCGACCGCAACGUGCCCGUCCAGCUGGAGCUGCAGGAGCUGCUCCUCGACCACGUCUUCCAGCGCCUCGGCGUCGCCUCUCAGGGUUGUGUUGAUCAUCCAAUUGUUUUGACAGAAGCAGUGUGCAAUCCCCUGUAUUCGAGACAAAUGAUGUCAGAGCUCCUCUUCGAAUGUUAUCAAGUACCAAAAGUGUCCUAUGGCGUAGAUAGCUUGUACAGUUUUUACCACAACAGAAGGCAGAACUGGCCCUGCAGCGGUUUGGUAAUAUCUUCAGGUUAUCAGUGUACGCACAUUUUGCCAGUCUUAGACGGCAGGUUGGAUGCUAAAAACUGCAAACGUAUUAAUCUUGGAGGGUGUCAAGCAGCUGUAUAUCUCCAACGCCUCCUUCAGCUGAAAUACCCAGGACAUUUUGCUGCCAUCACUCUCAGUCGCAUGGAGGAAAUACUGCAUGAGCAUAGCUACAUUGCAGAGGAUUAUAUAGAAGAGCUACAGAAGUGGCGGUCCCCAGAGUACUAUGAGAACAACAUGCACAAGAUGCAGCUGCCUUUCUCUAACAAACUGCUGGGAAGCACUCUGACAUCUGAGGAAAAGCAGGAGAGGCGGCAGCAGCAGUUACGUCGGCUUCAAGAACUCAAUGCACGUCGUCGAGAAGAGAAGCUGCAACUUGACCAAGAGAGGCUGGACAGGUUACUGUACAUACAGGAACUUUUAGAAGAUGGUCAAAUGGAUCAAUUCCACAAAGCUUUGGUGGAGCUGAACAUGGAUUCUGCAGAAGAACUUCAGUCUUACAUCAACAAAUUGAGUCUAUCUGUUGAACAAGCGAAGCAGAAAAUCCUACAGGCAGAAGUCAAUAUUGAAGUAGAUGUUGUGGACAGCAAGCCAGAGACUCCUGAUUUGGAUCCAUUAGGCAGUGAACAGUCACUGGAGGAUGUGGAAAGUAUUAAUGAAUUUGAACCUUUAUUUGCUGAGGAACAGCCUGAAGUUGAGAAGCCUGUUGCUGCAGUGCAGCCCGUGUUUAACCUGGCAGAGUACCACCAGCUUUUCCUUGGCACUGAAAGAAUCAGGGCUCCGGAGAUAGUCUUCCAGCCCUCCCUGAUAGGAGAAGACCAGGCUGGUAUAGCAGAAACCAUGCAGUACGUCCUUGAGAGGUAUCCAAAGGAACAACAAGCUAUUCUUGUCCAGAAUGUUUUUCUCACUGGUGGAAAUACAAUGUACCCUGGUCUGAAAGCCAGAGUCCAGAAGGAACUCCUCGAAAUGAGGCCGUUCCAGUCGUCUUUUCAGGUUCACCUUGCUUCCAGUCCUGUUUUAGAUGCCUGGUACGGGGCUAGGGAUUGGGCAGUGGAACACAUGACUCGUGAGGAAGGCUGGAUAACCAGAAAAGACUAUGAAGAAAAAGGGGGAGAAUACCUCAAGGAACACUGUGCUUCAAAUGUCUAUGUUCCCAUUCGCCUUCCAAAGCAGGCCCCACGGACAACAGAGGCGUUAGCACCUAGCAGAGCGCUGACAUCCAGCACAGGGAAUCCUUGUGAGCAGGCGUAGCACUGCGCUUUUGUCGCAGGCCCUCGGAUGGAGAUAACAGUGCAGAGAACAGAAGAGUUACUGGGUUGCAGUGUGAGCUGUGCAUGGAGUGCAGGCUUCAGCCUAGCCUUGCUGGCUGCUCAGAGAGCACUAAGCAUCUCAUCCCGUCACUUGAACGACGAGGACAAGCCACGCUGGGGUGUCGGCUGGAACGGUCGUAGCACUUGCAGCGCUUAGUGCUGGUCACGCAUAGCACAGGAGUAUGCAUCAACAAGGAGGAACACAACAGAAGUGCGUUCCAGAGAAAAAUACCAUCUUAUAAACUUCCAUAGUAAGACUCAGGGUUUUUUGA
This is a messenger RNA of Nipponia nippon (crested ibis), 2044 nucleotides long. It is a transcript of the gene ACTR5, whose product is annotated as actin related protein 5. The record is from RefSeq and is a predicted model, not a curated record. Lineage: Eukaryota; Metazoa; Chordata; Aves; Pelecaniformes; Threskiornithidae.